Messenger RNA from Erigeron canadensis, 1675 nucleotides. RefSeq names its product anthocyanidin 3-O-glucosyltransferase 2-like. Lineage: Eukaryota; Viridiplantae; Streptophyta; Magnoliopsida; Asterales; Asteraceae. The coding region runs from base 72 to 1541 and encodes 489 amino acids. The transcript has a single exon. The record is from RefSeq and is a predicted model, not a curated record. Gene Ontology annotation, molecular function: UDP-glycosyltransferase activity.
GUGGUACAUAAUAAACAUAGCAUAAACUUUAAACAAAAGCAUUCACGACUGAUCAUUCAAGAAACAAAAAAAUGGCAAAUACAGUAGCGCAACUGGUAUUCAUCCCCACCCCUGGCGUUGGGCAUAUGAUGUCAGCGAUCGAAAUCGCAAAAUUACUCGUGAACCGAGAUCAACGUCUCUCGAUAACCGUCCUUAUUAUCAAGCCUCCUAGCUCGAGUUCAGGCUCACCUAUCACAACCUACAUCAACUCGUUAGCUAAAAAUACGUCGAGUCGUAUAUCCUUUAUUGAACUCCCUCAAGACGAAACCCCGCCAACAAACGACUCGAAAAAUCCCCUGACCUUCUACAAUGAAUUCAUCAGGAGUCAUUGCAAGUAUGUUAAAAAUGUUGUGACUGACUUGAUAAACCAACCGGGUUGCGGUAAGAUCGCUGGGUUUGUUGUAGACAUGUUUUGCACGUGCAUGAUGGAUGUAGCUAAUGAGUUUCACGUGCCAACAUAUGUUUUUUUUACUUCUAAUGCUGCUUUUCUUGGAUUUAAAUUAUAUACACAAACUUUAUGUGAUGAACAGAACCAAGACAUUAUCGAGCUAGCCCAUUCGGAUACCACAAUCUCGGUUCCAUGUUUUAUCAAACCGGUCCCGACCAAGGUCUUUCCUGUCGUGAUGAGGUCAACAGAGUUGUUGGACUUUGUUAUGAGGUCAGCUCGAGAGCUAAGAAAGGUAAAAGCCUUUAUGGUUAAUACGUUUUUGGAAAUAGAGACACACGCGAUUAAGUCCUUGUCUGAUGGCGUCAGCAUUCCACCGGUGUAUCCGGUAGGACCUAUAUUAAACUUGAAAGGUGCUUCGGGUGAUGAUAAACCUUUUGAAAAUGAUGAUGUCAUCCGUUGGUUGGAUAACCAACCGAAUUCUUCGGUGGUGUUUCUGUGUUUUGGAAGCAUGGGAAGUUUUGAUGAGAUUCAAGUGAAGGAGAUAGCGCGUGCUUUAGAGCAGAGUGGGCACCGUUUCUUGUGGUCCCUACGUCGACCUCCUUCGGAUCAAAAAUCAAGAGUUCCGGGUGAUUAUGAGGAUCCUGGAGUGGUAUUGCCAGAGGGAUUUCUAGACCGGACAAGUGGAAUCGGGAAAAUAAUCGGGUGGGCCCCCCAAGUAACGAUACUAGCUCAUCGUGCGGUGGGAGGGUUUGUGACCCAUUGUGGAUGGAACUCGUUGUUGGAGAGUUUGUGGUUUGGUGUACCCACCGCAGCUUGGCCUUUAUACGCCGAGCAGCAAAUUAAUGCGUUUGAAAUGGUGGAGGAGCUAGGAUUGGCGGUGGAGAUCAAAUUGGAUUAUAGAAAGGAUACGUUUAAUCCUAAAGGCGAUUCAAAUACAGUCAUUGUCACAGCAAAGGAAAUAGAGGGCGGAAUAAGACAGCUGAUGGAGGACGACAAGGUGAGAGCAAACGUGAAAGAGAUGAGCUACAAGAGCCGGGCAGCAGUGUUGGAGGGCGGUUCGUCAUAUGAAUCUAUUGGUUGUCUUAUUCAAGACUUUGUAAGAAACAUAUCCUAAUUUUAUUCUUGUUAUGUAGGUUUAUGCUUGUAACAUCAUAUAACGAAAGCAAUAUCAAUAUGUCUUAUCAGAUUUAGGAAUCAUGAGGACGUUCUUGUACUAUCUAUCUACAGUAUAUGUUUUUGAUUUUGAAA